This is a messenger RNA of Aspergillus ruber CBS 135680, 1607 nucleotides long. RefSeq names its product biotin synthase. Gene Ontology annotation, cellular component: mitochondrion. The transcript has 2 exons. The record is from RefSeq and is a predicted model, not a curated record. Lineage: Eukaryota; Fungi; Ascomycota; Eurotiomycetes; Eurotiales; Aspergillaceae. Gene Ontology annotation, molecular function: biotin synthase activity; 2 iron, 2 sulfur cluster binding. The coding region runs from base 426 to 1607 and encodes 393 amino acids. Gene Ontology annotation, biological process: biotin biosynthetic process.
CCUCUUCUCCUCAUUCACGAUGUUACUGAGCGCCAAGUGCUAAUCGAUGAUAGGAUACACCUCUACCGCGGCUAAAGGCCUCCAGCAAAAGCUCUCCGCGGCCAAUGUCCACUCUCGGGUAUUGGGCAAUGUGCUAUACCUAAUGGCUAGCCUGACUACGCAACCGGCGUCUCUACGGGCACUGGAGGAUUUGCUGCGGAGGAGUUUAGCGUAGUUUAUAGUGGAAUUACAAUUAAGCAUAUCUAAGCGUUGGGUAUUGGAUUUCCGUAAUAGACCUGCAGCCGCCAACUUGGUUCACCGAGCCCCUCCGAUCACUGCCCAUUCAUUACUCACUACGGAGUAUUCACCUGGUCCUCUGCCUUCUUCCUCUUCUUCAUCACCUCUUCUUUCCUGCAUCUUCCUCUUCACUAUCAUAUACCAUCACAAUGUCUCUACGGUUACGCCCCCUCCGCCUGGCUCGCGCCUAUGGCACCGUUCAAGGUCCCCCCAGUGCUGGCUCGCUGCCCAGCCGGAUCCCAAUGGCCCUCCAGGAAGCCACAGCAGCGAGUGCCCCUAGAACCAACUGGACCCGUGAGGAGGUCCAGCAGAUUUAUGAAACGCCGUUGAGUCAAUUGACUUAUGCUGCUGCCGCCAUCCACCGCCGCUUCCACGACCCCUCCGCAAUCCAAAUGUGCACAUUAAUGAACAUCAAAACCGGUGGCUGCAGCGAAGACUGCAACUACUGUGCGCAGUCCUCGCGCUACAACACUGGCCUGCAAGCCACCAAAAUGUCCCCCGUCGACGACGUCCUCGCCAAAGCCCGUACCGCCAAAGCAAACGGCAGCACACGGUUCUGCAUGGGUGCUGCCUGGCGAGACAUGCGGGGUCGCAAGACAAGUCUGAAGAACGUGAAAGCCAUGAUUUCCGGGAUCCGCGAGAUGAACAUGGAAGUCUGCGUGACGCUGGGCAUGAUCGACGACAAACAGGCCAAGGAGCUCAAGGAUGCGGGGUUGACCGCGUACAACCACAACCUGGACACCUCGCGGGAGUACUACCCGAACGUGAUCACGACGCGGUCAUACGAUGAGCGUCUCAAGACCAUCAGCCACGUCCGCGACGCUGGCAUCAAUGUCUGCUCGGGCGGUAUCCUGGGCCUUGGCGAGGAGGACUCCGACCGCAUCGGUCUGCUGCACACCAUGUCGGCCCUCCCCUCGCACCCAGAAUCCUUCCCCGUCAACGCCCUGGUUCCCAUCCCGGGAACGCCCCUCGGCAACCGCAAGAUGAUCCCGUUCGACAAGAUUCUGCGCACCGUUGCCGCGGCGCGAGUCGUCAUGCCCAGCACCAUCGUGCGUCUGGCAGCUGGCCGCGUCGCCCUCUCCGAGGAACAACAAGUCGCAUGCUUCAUGGCCGGUGCUAACGCCGUGUUCACGGGCGAGAAGAUGUUGACUACGGACUGCAACGGCUGGGGCGAGGACCGAGUGAUGUUUGAGAAAUGGGGAUUCUAUCCCAUGCAGAGCUUUGAGAAACCUGGGUUGUCGGCUGCUCAGCCACAAGCGGAGUCUUCAUCUUCGUUCAAGGAGGCCCGGGCCCCGGUUGAGGGAGCUGCGCAGGACGUAGCUCGUGCAUAA